Lucilia sericata (common green bottle fly) is the source of this 1409-nucleotide messenger RNA. RefSeq names its product transformer-2 sex-determining protein. Gene Ontology annotation, molecular function: RNA binding. Gene Ontology annotation, biological process: positive regulation of mRNA splicing, via spliceosome. The transcript is spliced from 8 exons. Gene Ontology annotation, cellular component: spliceosomal complex. The coding region runs from base 175 to 978 and encodes 267 amino acids. Lineage: Eukaryota; Metazoa; Arthropoda; Insecta; Diptera; Calliphoridae. The record is from RefSeq and is a predicted model, not a curated record.
CUUACUAUAGACAGUCGGCUUUGCAUUUUUCAACAGUGUUUUGAUAAUUUUUUUCACUUUUUAACAAACAAAAUUUAUUAAACUUAACAAAACUUUAUUAAUAAUUUAAAGAAAUAAAGAAAACACCUUAAUUAAACAAGAGCUAUCAAUAAUUCUUAUUUUUCUGCCUAAAGAAUGAGUCCACGUUCACGUAGUCGUUCUGUUACUCCACGUCGCUCGUAUUCCCGCUCCCCUUAUAGACGCUCUGGACGCCGCCGCUAUAAAUAUGAUUCACGCAGUAGUUCCAAUUCUAGACAUCCACCAUCACCACCUCCUAUAACAACUGGCCGACACAGUGGUCGCUAUUCUAGUGAUAGUCGUAGUACUUCCAGAUCCAUAUCACCCACCUAUAAAAAAAGACAUCACAACAGUCGUCGUCAUUAUAGUAGAUCUCGUUCAAGAACAAAAUCUCCAACACGUUCCCGUUCACGUAAUUCGUAUGAUAGAGCAAAUCGUAGCAAUAGAGAAAAACCUUUACCCUGUCGCUGUAUCGGUGUCUUUGGUUUAAGUGUCUAUACCACACAACUUAAAAUCAGAGAAAUAUUUUCCAAAUUUGGCCCCAUAGAACGCAUACAAGUUGUUAUUGAUGCUCAGACCGGUCGUUCUCGUGGUUUUUGUUUUAUUUAUUAUGAAAAUUUAGCUGAUGCUAAAGCAGCCUGUGAUAAUUGCUGUGGCAUGGAAAUUGAUGGCAGACGCAUACGUGUAGCCUACUCCAUAACCGAAAGGCCUCACACGCCAACGCCUGGUGUUUAUAUGGGUCGACCAGCCAAAGAUUUACGUGAACGUUAUCGUGCCCAAAAACAGCAGCUACAGCAACAACAACGUCAUCAUUCUCCUGUUAGUUAUAGUAGCAAAUCUCAUCAUAGUCAUCGACAUCGUUAUGAACGCAGUCGUAGUCGUUCCUAUUCACCACGUCGUUAUCGUUAUCGAUACCAUUAAUAUAUUAGGCUAAUUUAUAAGCCAAUUUUUGUUUUUUCUUCUACUUGAAUUCAUUUUUUUAAUGUUUAUGUUACUUUAGUUUUAAUCGCUUUUCGCAGCUUGUUUGUGUAAUAAAUUGGUUUAGUUUUGUGGUUGUCUUAUACAUAGAGGUGAAUUUAUCUUUUCACAUAAACUUUUUGUUCUGUACCUUAAUUUCUGAACUUCAGUUUUGUCAUAAUUUUAAUAUAAAUAUAAGUACUUGUGUGCAAGUUUUAUUUUAGUAAUAAUUUAUAACAUAUUUAAACAAGAAACAAUUAUUUUGCAAAAAACUUGUAAAUUUCUAAAAAAUCUAACUCAAAAUAAUUGUUUCUUUAAAAAAAAAACCUUAACAUUAUAAUAAUGUUUGUGUAAUUAUUUAAUUAUAUGUAACAACAAACAACUAGUUGUAAUAU